AUGUCUCUUCUCCAUUUUCAGUUGUACAACAACGGAGGCUACUCGCACGAUCUGUCGUGGCCUGUUCUGGAGCGCGCCCUGUUCCAUUCGGACAACGUCUACAACGUGCCCCACUUCCGGGUCAAGGGUCGCGUGUGCAAGACCAACCUGCCGUCGAACACCGCCUUCCGAGGGUUCGGUGGUCCCCAGGGCAUGAUCGUCACCGAGGCCUGGGUCGAACACAUCGCCCACCAGCUCAAGAUGGAGCCGGAGGACGUGCGUAAGAAGAAUAUGUAUCUGUACGAAGACAAGACCCACUUCGGGCAGCCGAUCAACCUCAAGCUGCACGAGCUGUGGGACCAGUGCGAGGCCCAGAGCGACCUGCGCCAGCGCAAGAAGGCCAUCGCCGAGUUCAACCGGGAGAACAGAUUCCGCAAGCGCGGCAUCUCCAUGAUUCCCACCAAGUUCGGCAUCUCCUUCACCUUCACCCCGCUCAACCAGGGCUCGUCGCUCGUAAACGUCUACACCGACGGCACCGUACUCAUCACUCACGGUGGUGUUGAGAUGGGCCAGGGCCUGCACACCAAGGUCAUGCAGGUUGCUGCCAACGCCCUUGGCGUAGGCAUGAAGGAUGUGCAUGUGUCGGAGACAGCGACGGACAAGAUCCCCAACGCCUCCGCGACGGCAGCCUCGCAGGGAACUGACCUCUACUGCAUGGCCACCUUCAACGCCUGCGAGAUCCUCAAUGAGCGAUUGGCACCGUUCCGCGAGAAGAUGCCCGGCGCUUCGUUCAAGGAGCUGGUGCAGGCGGCCUGGUUCGACCGCGUGAACCUGUCGGCGCAGGCCUUCUACAAGGUGCCCGUGUCGGGCUUCAACUUCGAGACGGGCGAGGGCAAGCCCUUCUGCUACUUCACCUCGGGCGUCGCCGCCACGGAGGUCCAGAUCGACACCCUCACCGGCGAUUACCGCCCGCUCCGCACCGACAUCGUCAUGGACGUCGGCAAAUCGAUCAACCCCGCCAUCGACAUCGAAGGCGCCUUUGUGCAGGGCGCCGGUUGGCUCACGAUGGAGGAGCUGGUCUGGGGUGACAAGGACCACCCGUGGGUGCGACCGGGCCGCCUGAGGACGAACGGUCCUGGCGCGUACAAGAUCCCGUCGUGCGACGACAUCCCCCGCGAGUUCAACAUCACUCUCAUGAAGGAUAGCUCCAACCCCAGCGCCAUCCACUCUUCGCGGGCCAUCGGCGAGCCGCCGCUGUUCCUGGGCUCUUCGGCGCUGUUCGCCAUUCGAAACGCCAUCGGCGCCGCGCGAAAGGACGAGGGCCUCGACAACUGGCUGCCCGUUCACGCCCCGCUCACCGCCGAGCGCAUCAGGAUGGCCUGCACGGACGGAUUCACUAAGUCGGUGCUCGACGGCCAGACAGACUUCUUUGCCAAGGGCAGCUUCUGA
Acanthamoeba castellanii str. Neff is the source of this 1428-nucleotide messenger RNA. RefSeq names its product xanthine dehydrogenase. Bases 1 to 1428 code for a protein of 475 amino acids. Lineage: Eukaryota; Discosea; Longamoebia; Acanthamoebidae. The transcript is spliced from 9 exons. Gene Ontology annotation, molecular function: iron ion binding; oxidoreductase activity. The record is from RefSeq and is a predicted model, not a curated record.